AUGCGCCUGGACGUCAAGAGACAACUCUUUGCUCGCUCGGAGCGGGUAAAGGGCAUUGAUUUCCACAGUACCGAACCAUGGAUCCUCACGACCUUAUACAAUGGCCAUGCCCACAUCUGGUCCUACGAAACACAAUCCAUCAUCAAAACGUUCGAGCUCACCGAUGUGCCCGUGAGGGCGGGAAGAUUCAUUGAAAGAAAGAACUGGAUAGUGUGCGGCAGCGAUGAUUUCCAACUUAGAGUGGUCAACUGGAAUACGAGCGAAAGGGUCAAAUCAUUUGAGGCACACCCAGACUAUAUCCGCGCAAUUGUCGUGCAUCCUGUCCUCAGCGUGGUCCUGACAGCCUCGGAUGACAUGACAAUCCGCAUGUUUGAUUGGGAAAAGGACUGGCGAUGUGUGCGCGAAUUCGUUGGACAUCAACACUAUGUCAUGGGCCUCUCGAUCAACCCUAAGGAUACCAACGUCUUUGCAUCGGCAUGCUUAGAUCGCACUAUCAAGAUCUGGAGUAUCGACAAUGCCUCCGCCAAGCAGACGAUUGAAGCACAUGAAAAGGGUGUGAAUCACGUCGACUACUACCCACACAGUGACAAGCCUUACUUACUCAGCACUUCCGACGACAAGACAGUCAAAGUAUGGGACUACACCACUAAAGCCCUCAUUGCAACACUCGAAGGACACACCAGCAAUGUCAGCUUCGCCUGCUACCAUCCUGAAUUACCCGUCAUCAUAUCCGGUUCCGAAGACGGGACCAUCAAAAUAUGGCAUGCCAAUACAUACCGGUUGGAGCAAUCAUUGAGCUAUGGUCUGGAGAGGGCAUGGUGUGUUUCAUACCAGAGAGGAAAACAGGGUGUCGCAAUGGGCUUUGACGAUGGCGCCGUUGUUGUGAAAAUGGGCAGAGAAGAACCAGCCGUUUCCAUGGAUGGAACUGGGAAACUCGUCUGGGCACGACACAAUGAGGUAGUAUCUGCUAUCAUCAAGGGAGGAGAUGCAACCCUCAAAGAUGGUGCACCUAUUGCUCUUCCCAGCAAAGAAAUGGGCACCACCGAAAUCUAUCCAACCACAUUAUCUCAUUCACCUAAUGGCAGGUUUGUCAGCGUCUGUGGUGAUGGAGAGUUCAUCAUUUACACGGCAUUGGCAUGGAGAAAUCAGGCCUUUGGCUCAGCACUUGAUUUUGCAUGGGCAUCACAUCAGAAUCCAACGGACUAUGCCAUUCGAGAAUCUAGCACCAGCGUUAAAAUCUUCAAGAAACUGAAAGAAAGCGGAAGUCUCGAUGUGGGUUUCCAAGCAGAAGGUCUCUGCGGCGGUGCUCUUCUCGGCGUCAAGGGUCAAGGAGGUAUCGGCAUGUUUGACUGGGAAACUGGCACUCUAGUGCGGAGAAUUGAAGUCGAACCUACAGAGGUCUAUUGGAGCGAGUCGGGUGAACUCGUGGCCCUUGCCUGCUCCGACACCACCUACGUCCUCCGUUUUGACCGCGAAGCCUACCUUGAGGGCCUCAACUCGGGCCAAGCAGACGAAGACGGUGUCGAGGCUGCCUUCUCCGUUGUGACCGAUUUACAAGAAUCCGUAAAGUCGGGCGAAUGGGUCGGCGAUGCUUUCUUAUUCACCACCAGCACUCGUCUCAGCUACCUACUGGGCGAACAAGUCGUGAAUAUCGCUCAAUUCGACCAACCGAUGUACCUAUUGCGGUAUCUUCAACGUGAUGAACGCGUCUAUCUCUGCGACAAGGACGUCAACGUGGUCUCUUACAGACUUUCCACUGCCCUCCUCUCAUACCAGACGCUUGUCUUACGAGACGAACUCGAAGCCGCGCAAGAACUCCUCCCUGAUAUACCGCAAGAUCAAAUGAACAAAAUCGCACGCUUCCUCGAGGCCCAGGGCCACAAGGACCUCGCACUAGAAGUCGCCACUGAUCCUGAGCACCGCUUCGAAUUGGCGCUGGGAUUGAACAACCUCGCGAUCGCGCUGGAGAUUGCAAGAGAAUCCGAUACCCAAGCACGGUGGGCGGCUGUCGCUGACAAAGCCCUUGAAGCAUGGGACGUGAAACUUGCAGAAGAGUGCUUUGCUCACGCAAAAGACCUGGGUUCGCUGCUGCUCUUGUACACUAGCUCGGGCAACAAGGAAGGACUACUUAAACUCGCCCAGCAAGCGGAAGAAUCGGGCGCCAACAACGUCGCAUUUGCCGCCCUGUGGUCAACAGGUGAUGUGGUAGGUUGCAUCGACCUUCUCAAACGAACAGGAAGAAUCAGCGAGGCGGUGCUGUUCAGCCAGACGUAUAAACCGAGUUUGACGCAGGGUCUGGCGGUGGAGUGGAAAGAGGGUCUCGAAAAGCAAGGAAAGGGCAAGGUCGCGAGGCUCUUGGGCGUUCCCGGAAAGGGUCAGGACGAGGAGCUGUUUCCCGAGUGGGAAGAAUAUAUCAAGCUCGAAGAGGAGAUUGAAAGCGGGGAUGGACCAGCAGCACCGACCAAGGCGCACUCCGACCUUCUUGACGUGAAUGGCGAUGCUGAGAAGCAGCACGAGCCCGACGAAGCUUUGGAAACGAAUGGAGCCGCCGACACGGACGAAGACGGUGACGCCCCCGCUUGA
Fonsecaea erecta is the source of this 2583-nucleotide messenger RNA. RefSeq lists its product as hypothetical. Gene Ontology annotation, cellular component: COPI vesicle coat. Gene Ontology annotation, molecular function: structural molecule activity; protein binding. Bases 1 to 2583 code for a protein of 860 amino acids. NCBI's taxonomy places the organism in Eukaryota, Fungi, Ascomycota, Eurotiomycetes, Chaetothyriales, Herpotrichiellaceae. Gene Ontology annotation, biological process: endoplasmic reticulum to Golgi vesicle-mediated transport; intra-Golgi vesicle-mediated transport; intracellular protein transport. The record is from RefSeq and is a predicted model, not a curated record. The transcript has 9 exons.